Molecule: messenger RNA, 2288 nt
Organism: Lotus japonicus
Lineage: Eukaryota; Viridiplantae; Streptophyta; Magnoliopsida; Fabales; Fabaceae
Product: pollen receptor-like kinase 1
Exons: 3
Coding region: 195-2078 (627 amino acids)
Biological process (GO): protein phosphorylation
Molecular function (GO): ATP binding; protein binding; protein kinase activity
Source: RefSeq, a predicted model, not a curated record
UUUCCAUUCAAUGCCAUCAAAACUUCUCCACCCUCCAAAUAUUUCUCCUUCACGACCCCCGCAGUUACCCCCUCUUCUCUCCACUGCGAAGCAGGCCCUUCCUGAGGGCGCACACGCCGCCCCUAGCGUGUGUGCCUACCACCCUGCCAAGAAUUCGUAUGAGCGCCGGUCGAAGAACCUGAAGAUUAUUCACUAUGGCACUCAGUGAUGAUCUUAGGCGGCCUCGGUGCAUCACAUUAUUCUUCAUCUUCCUAUCAUGUCUUGUUCUUGUUGUUGCUUCUUCUUCUGACUCAGAAAUUCUCCUCAAGGUGAAGAACAAUCUGCAAAACAGCAACAGCAACAAUGCAUUGUUGUCUUCAUGGAGCACCUCAACAUCUCCCUGUUCAGGAGACAGAGCAAAUUGGGAAGGGGUCCUCUGCUACCAAGGACAAGUCCACGGCUUGAAGCUUGAGAACAUGGGGCUCAAAGGGGUCAUUGAUGUUGAAUCCCUCAAGGAGUUACCUUAUCUCAGAAGCAUUAGUUUCAUGAACAACAAUUUUGAUGGUCCUUGGCCUGAAGUGAACAAGAUAACUGGGUUGAAGUCCCUUUACCUUUCAGAUAACAAGUUCUCUGGGUUGAUUCCUGAUCAAGCUUUUGAGGGCAUGCAAUGGUUGAAGAAGAUCCAUCUGUCAAAUAACCAGUUUGAGGGUCAUAUUCCGGCUUCGGUGGCGUUGUUGUCAAGGCUUCUGGAGUUGAGAUUGGAGGGAAACAAAUUCACUGGUGUCCUUCCUGAACUGCAGACAUCCGAACUGAAAUCAUUUAGCGUAGCUAAUAAUCUGUUGCGGGGUGAAAUACCAUUUCACCUUAGAAAAAUGUCGGCUUCUGCAUUUUCUGCUAAUGAAGGGCUAUGUGGAGCCCCAUUGGAAGAAUGUCAUUCCAAGAAGCCUUCAUUUGUGAGUAUUUUUGUGGUUGUGGUAGCUGUUGUUGUGGCAAUGAUUGUGAUUGGAGCAGUAAUACUCAUGCUUAAUAGAAGAAGAGAACGUGGACCAGCAAAUUCAGUGGAAAAUCCACCCCUCAAAAAGGGACGUGUGAAGGAUUCAGCGGAUGAAAGUCAGAGGUCAUCUAGAUCAAUAAGCUCCAUACGCAGCAGAAAAGAUCACAUGAAGUUAUGUUUUGUGAGGGAUGACAGAGAGAGAUUUGAUUUGCAAGAGUUGCUGAAAGCCUCAGCAGAGAUUUUGGGAAGUGGUUGUUUCAGUUCUUCUUACAAGGCUUCUUUGCUGAAUGGUCCCUCAAUUGUGGUGAAGAGGUUCAAGCAAAUGAACAAUGUGGGCAAGGAAGAGUUUCAAGAGCACAUGAGGAGGAUAGGAAGGUUGAGUCAUCCUAAUCUGCUUCCUCUUGUGGCUUACUAUUACAGAAAGGAGGAGAAGCUCUUGGUUACUGACUAUAUUCAGAAUGGAAGCUUGGCUGUUCGCCUUCAUGGACACCAAGCUCUUGGGGAACCAAGCCUAGAUUGGCCAAUGAGGUUAAAGAUUGUGAAAGGCAUAGCAACUGGUCUUGAAUAUCUAUACAAGGACAUGCCAAGCCUAAUUGCAGCUCAUGGAAAUCUCAAAUCCUCUAAUGUUCUUCUGACUCAAUCUUGUGAGCCCCUCCUCAGUGACUAUGGAUUGGUACCUGUGAUUAACCAGGACCUAGCUCGGGACAUCAUGGUGGUGUACAAGUCACCAGAAUAUUUGCAGCAUGGAAGAAUCACAAAGAAGACUGAUGUGUGGUGUCUUGGAAUACUGAUUCUGGAGAUUCUAACAGGAAAGUUCCCUGCUACCUUUUUGCAACAGGGGAAAGGGAGUGAGGUGAGUUUGGCAAAUUGGGUCCUCUCAGUUGUCCCAGAAGAGUGGAAUAGUGCUGUGUUUGAUAAUGAAAUGGGGGCAACCGAGAACAGUGAGGGAGAGAUGGAGAAGCUUUUGAAGAUUGCUUUGACUUGUUGUGAGGUAGAUGUGGACAAGAGAUGGGAUUUGAAAGAAGCAGUAGAGAAAAUCAGAGAGGUGAAGGAGAGGGAUCAUGAUGAUGAUGGUGAGGAUUCUAAUGCUUCUUCUUCAAGUUGAAUAUUGACGUAGAUUGCCUUAUUGAUUACUUGGAUUUCUAUUUCUUUCAAAUGUUAUACAACAUGGAUGAGAGAUGGAUUAUCUGAGACUUUUUGUUUUCUCUCUAGAGAUCUAUAUCUUAAUGUAACCAUGCCCAUGCAUGAUGCAAGAAAUGUAAAAUAUGAAAGGAGGCUUGAGGUUAAGAUUGAAUCAACUAAGGCUUAUCUUUUC